Molecule: messenger RNA, 661 nt
Organism: Triticum urartu
Lineage: Eukaryota; Viridiplantae; Streptophyta; Magnoliopsida; Poales; Poaceae
Source: RefSeq, a predicted model, not a curated record
UCGUCGGAUCGACCCGAGCCUGAGCCAGCGCACGAGCCAGCCAGUGACUAGUACACAGUACCUCUUUCAGGAGCAACAAUCUGCCUACAUGGAGUACACACGCCAGGAGACCAUGGCGUGGCAUCAGAGGCUUUAUGAACACCAAGUGCAGAGGGAUAGCCAGAUGCAGCAGGCUUUUCAGGAUAUGGCGGCCGGCAGGUGUCCUCAGUUCCCUACAGCACAAUGCCCUCCAGCACAACCAGUGCUGAUGAGCUUUGAGGAGUUUGUGGCACAGAACGCUGGCCCCUCGCCGGGAACAGGUGGAUCUACCAUUGGCGGUGGUCUUCGCAGCACUCCGGAGACACGGAGCCCGACCACUCCGAUCCACGGAGGCGGAGGAGGAGGCGGUCUUGGCGGUAGCGCUGCCGCUAGCAGUGACGACCUGGGCUUCGGCGGUCUUGGCGGUGACGACCUCCGUGGUGCUCGAUGAUCCUUGUGUGGUGAUGAUGCUUGAGAUGACUUGUGUGUGGUGAUGAUCAUUUAGAUGACUUGUGUGCUUCUCUAUAUGCUUAUGCUUAUGUUGGUUGUGAUGAUGUUCAUUUAGAGACUUGUGUGUGAUGAUGCUUAUGCAUAUAUUGUUGUGAUGGUGCCGGAUGAUAUCCCGUUGUGUUUUAUAUGUCUA